Vidua macroura (Pin-tailed whydah) is the source of this 1415-nucleotide messenger RNA. It is a transcript of the gene RAVER1, whose product is annotated as ribonucleoprotein, PTB binding 1. The record is from RefSeq and is a predicted model, not a curated record. Lineage: Eukaryota; Metazoa; Chordata; Aves; Passeriformes; Viduidae. Gene Ontology annotation, molecular function: RNA binding.
UUUUGGGGUCUAUUUUGUGUUAUUUUGGGGUCUCUAUUUGGGUUUAUUUUGGGUUUAUUUUGGGUUAUUUCGGGUUUGUUUUGGGUUAUUUUUGGGUUAUUUUGGGAUUUAUUCCGGGGUCUCUCUUUGCGAUCUUCCGUGCCUUUCAACCCGCCAGCGAAACCAACCAAUAGCAUCCCGCCAUCUUGGGGGGCUCGCCCGCUACCACCCAAUCCCAGCCGCGCACACAACGACCCCUCCCUCCCACCCAAUAGCAACCGCCGGCUCACCCGCCGCGUUUUCCCGCCGCAUCCAAUCCCCGCCUCGCGUACUCGGCGUAGGUCUCUCCUCCAAUGAGAAGGCGCGUUGUUGGCGCGGCGGGAGGCGGCGGCGCCAAGAUGGCGGCGGCGCUGGCGGUGAGCGGCGCCGGGCCCGGGCCCGGAGCGGAGGCACCGGCGGGGCCCGGCCUGGCCCCCGAGGAGGAGCUGCCGCCGCUGGACCCCGCCGAGGUGCGGAGCCGCCUGGAGCACAGCGAGCGGCAGUUGCGCAACCGGCGGAAGGUGCUGAUCCGCGGCUUACCGGCCGAUGUGAGCAACCAGGAUAUCCACGAGCUGCUGAAGGACUACGAGCUCAAGUACUGCUUUGUGGACAAGCACAAGGGAACGGCCUUCGUCACGUUGCUGACGGCCGAGCAGGCGGCCUCGGCCAUCGCCCGCUUCCAGGGCUGCACGCUGCGCCAGCGCCAGCUGCGCCUGCAGCUGCAGCCCAGCGAGGCCGUGCUCUGCGUGGCCAACCUGCCCCGCCUGCUGACGCAGCCGCAGUUCGAGGAGCUGCUGCGGCCCUUCGGCAGCCUGGAGCGCUGCUUCCUGGUCUACAGCCGCGCCACGGGCCACUCCAAGGGCUACGGCUUCGUGGAGUUCAUGAGGAGGGACGCGGCGGCGCGGGCGCGCUCCGAGCUGCAGGGCAGGCGGCUGGGCACGCGCGCCCUGCACGUGCACUGGGCCGACGCGGCGCGCCUCGGCCCCGAGCUGCUGCACUCGCGCUGCCUCUGCGUGGACAGGCUGCCCCGCGGCUUCUGCGACCUGCAGCGGCUGCGCGCCGUGUUCGAGGGGACCUGUGCACCCUCAUUCUGCCAGCUGGCCUUCGGGCAGGACGGGCAGCCCAAGGGCUUUGCCGUGCUGGAGUUCGAGUCCCCGGAGGCGGCCGAGCGAGCCCAGCUGGCCACGGACGGCUUCCCGCUGGCCGGGCAGCGCCUCCGCGUGUCCUUCUGCGCGCCCGGCCCGUCCGGCCGCAGCACGCUGGCCGCGCUGCUGGCCGCGCAGGCCACGGUGAGCCCUCAGCCUCAGCCUCGGCUUCAUCCUCACCAUCAGCCUCAUCCUCACCGUCAUCCUCAUACUCACUGUCAUCCUCAUCCUCAUCCUCACCGUCAUCCUCAU